Manihot esculenta (cassava) is the source of this 1416-nucleotide messenger RNA. RefSeq lists its product as uncharacterized. The transcript is spliced from 4 exons. The coding region runs from base 1 to 1416 and encodes 471 amino acids. Gene Ontology annotation, molecular function: nucleic acid binding. The record is from RefSeq and is a predicted model, not a curated record. Lineage: Eukaryota; Viridiplantae; Streptophyta; Magnoliopsida; Malpighiales; Euphorbiaceae.
AUGCCCCACGACAAUGCUUUGGUCAUUGAGACAGUUAUCCAUAACUUCAAGGUUCGUAAAGUACUGGUUGAUAAUGGCAGCAAAGUGAACUUGUUACCCUACUACGUCUUCCAGCAAAAGAGGAUACCCGAGGAACAACUCAUGAGAGACCAGGCCCCGAUUAAAGGAAUAGGAGGGGCAAUAUACCAGCAUCUGAUGAAUAAGAUCUUCAAAAAUGAGAUAGGGAGAAGUGCGGAGGUGUAUAUUGAUGAUAUGAUGGUCAAAAGCCGGACCUUCCAACAACAUUUAGUUGACCUAGAAGAGGUCUUCCUGGUAUUGCAGCAGUAUCGAAUGAGGCUAAAUCCUACAAAGUGUGCUUUCUUCAUCAUAGGGGAAAUUUUUUUGGGUUACAUGGUCAGUGAAAAGGACAUAAAGCCAAAUCCAGAGAAGGUGAAAGCCAUUUUGAACAUGUCUAAGCCGAUCUGCAUGAGUGAUGUGCAAAGGCUUACUGGACGAGUUGUGGUACUCAACAGAUUAAUAUCUAGGUCAACAGAGAGGUGCCUACCUUUCUUCAAGAAGCUGAGGGAAGUCCCUAAUUUCGAGUGGCCAGAGGACUGUCGGAAAGCCUUCAAGAGCCUUAAAGAAUACCUCAGCUCUCCACAUGUGCUUAGCAGUCUGUUAAUAGGAGAAAAGCUCUUGAUUUACUUAGCCGCAUUAGAACAAGCAGUGAGUGUCAUGUUGGUAAAGGAAGAAGAAGGGACCCAAAAGUCAAUUUUUUAUGUCAACAAAGUGAUCAAGGGUGCCAAGGUCAAAUAUAUGAACAUAGAGAAGUUGGCAUUUGCCUUGCUGUUAGCAUUGAGAAAAUUCAAGAUGUAUCUAGAGGAUCAUCAGGGUAGCAGGACAGGAAUCCUUCUGAAAGGACUUGAUGGGUUUAAGGUAGGUUAUACCCUACACUUUGAUUUCCUAGUGUCUAAUAAUAUGGUUGAGUAUGAAGCCCUUUUGAGUGGUAUACAAAUAGCUCUGAAAGUGGAGGCAAUCGAUCUCGGAAUAAACAACAACUCACAGCUGAUAGUAAAUCAAGUAAAAAUGGUGUAUCAGGCAAAAGAUCCGCAAAUUGAUAUCCUGACCUUGAAAAAGCCAACCUCAAUUAUGCAAAUUGAUGAGGAACGAAGCUGGAUGACCCCAUACCUUGAGUACCUCAAAGCUAGAAAGCUAUUAGAAGACAAAGCAAAGUCUCGGAGAAUCGCGGCUAAAGUUGCUAACUACCAAGCAGUGAGAGGGACUCUGUAUCGAAGAGGAAAAUUCAGCCGGUGGCUAAGGUGUGUAGGGCCAAAGGAGGCAUCUAGGAUAGUUAAGGAGAUACACCAGGGCAUCUAUAGAGUUCAUGAAGGGAAAACCACACAGAUAAACAAGAUCUUCCAGAAUGGGUAUUAUUAG